AUGCAUGACCUGGAGUCGCGAGUGCAGUACGUUAACCCUUGGGUGGUGCAGUAUAUGUGGGAAUUACUGUGUGAACUUCGGGAUAAGAUUGGCGUACAGUAUAGCCAGCAGCGUGAGCGUGUUUGGCUGGAGGAGAUGCGGAGCAGCGGACGAUGCCGCCGUGGUGUGCAGCCGAUGACGGAGCCGAGGAUGGCUGGCUGCUCAGCCCAGCAUGAGACGGCGGCAGCUAUUGUGUCGGUGCCGGCCACGCCGAUGCGUCUCUUCGAUGGGAGUGCUGACGGUUGCCACGAUGGUGGCGGCGACGAUCUCGAUACUUCAGUGUCGUCUGAGAGUGAUAACGGCGAUGAGUCUUCUUUUGGCGGUGAUGAGCGGUGA
This is a messenger RNA of Trypanosoma grayi, 375 nucleotides long. Its product is annotated as Tcc44h21-2.7. The transcript has a single exon. Lineage: Eukaryota; Euglenozoa; Kinetoplastea; Trypanosomatida; Trypanosomatidae. The record is from RefSeq and is a predicted model, not a curated record. The coding region runs from base 1 to 375 and encodes 124 amino acids.